Morus notabilis is the source of this 1132-nucleotide messenger RNA. RefSeq names its product probable F-actin-capping protein subunit beta. Lineage: Eukaryota; Viridiplantae; Streptophyta; Magnoliopsida; Rosales; Moraceae. Gene Ontology annotation, molecular function: actin filament binding. Gene Ontology annotation, biological process: barbed-end actin filament capping; cell morphogenesis; actin cytoskeleton organization. The coding region runs from base 173 to 940 and encodes 255 amino acids. The transcript has 8 exons. Gene Ontology annotation, cellular component: F-actin capping protein complex; cytoplasm. The record is from RefSeq and is a predicted model, not a curated record.
UCUUUUUUCUCUCACCGUUUGCGAAGCAAAACAACACAAAUAUUGAAGAAAAAGUGUGAGUUCUCUCUAAAAAAGGGGAAAAAAAAAGGGGGGGAGAGAAGAAAAAAAAAUCGCCUUAAAUUUCUCUGUCUCUGAUUGACUGUUUGGAUAGCGAGAAAGUGAGAGAAAGAAAAUGGAGGCAGCAAUGGGACUGAUGAGGAGAAUGCCUCCAAAGCACAUAGAGACCGCUCUCUCCGCUCUUCUCACUCUCUUACCCCAACACUCCUCCGAUCUCCUCUCUCAAGUCGAUCAGCCUCUCCAGGUCUUAUGCGACGUGGACUCUGGAAAGGAAUUCAUUUUGUGCGAAUAUAAUAGAGAUGCAGACUCUUAUAGAUCACCUUGGUCAAACAAAUACCAUCCACAAUUAGAGGAUGGCUCCCUCCCAUCUCCAGACUUGAGGAAACUUGAAGUCGAAGCAAAUGACAUCUUUGCUAUAUAUCGUGACCAGUAUUAUGAAGGUGGGAUUUCAUCAGUUUAUAUGUGGGAAGAUGACAAUGAAGGUUUUGCAGCCUGCUUUCUGAUAAAGAAAGAUGGAUCAAAGACGGGGCAUGGUAGAAGGGGUUAUUUGCAGGAGGGUGCAUGGGACGCUAUCCAUGUUAUUGAAGUAGGGCCUGUGGAGGAAGGAACAGCUCAUUACCGCUUAACCAGCACCGUCAUGCUGUCUUUAACUACAAAUAAUGACACAUCAGGAAUGUUCAAUUUGUCUGGAUCGAUUAGAAGAGAGAUGAAUAUGGACCUCCCGAUUCAAGAGGGCCAUAUUUGUAACAUGGGCAGAAUGAUAGAAGAAAUGGAGAGUAAGCUUAGAAACUCACUCGAUCAGGUUUACUUUGGCAAAACGAAAGAAAUGGUAUGCACUUUGCGGCCACCAGCGGAAGUGGUGAUGAGACUACCCGACUCCUAAGCGGGCUAUUGCACAUCAACGGGGGAAGCUACUCACCAUAUGUUUGUUUCCUGCAUUAUGUUUUAACGGUGUGAUUGCUAUUGGUUUCUUUGUGUGCUUCAUAUGCUUUACAUGAGAUCUUAGACACUAUAUUUUGUAACAUACUUUCAUUCAUAUUUAAGAACCAAGAAGCAGUUUGCUUUGGAAAAGUUG